Messenger RNA from Colias croceus (clouded yellow), 2678 nucleotides. RefSeq names its product membralin. The transcript has 11 exons. Gene Ontology annotation, biological process: response to endoplasmic reticulum stress; positive regulation of ERAD pathway. NCBI's taxonomy places the organism in Eukaryota, Metazoa, Arthropoda, Insecta, Lepidoptera, Pieridae. The record is from RefSeq and is a predicted model, not a curated record. The coding region runs from base 232 to 2466 and encodes 744 amino acids. Gene Ontology annotation, cellular component: endoplasmic reticulum.
UGACGCAAAAAGUGACAGUUUUCUGUUUUACUCACAGAACAAACAGUGAUUAGUGACAUGUUUUAUUUAUUGUAAAAUUACUAUAUCGUAAUUCGAAUUCGCGUGUGAUUGUAUGUUAAUAACACUAUUAACGAAUACAAAGUAAUUGGCUAAGGUCACAGUAAAAUGUGGAAUAACUAAUUUCGUAAUAAGUUUAAGUGAGAGGAAAAGAUAUACUAGCAUAACAUAACAAUGAGUAAUAUAGCAGGACCACAUGGAUUAAAUUCUCUACCUACAGGUGUCAAUCCAGAUAAUAAUUUAUUACCUGGAGGGCCUAUAAUAAAUCCAACAGUGAAUCGAAAUAGAAAUAAUAAUCAAAAUCCUCUUUUUAAUGUAAGAGAGAGAUUAUUUCAUGCAUUGUUUUUUAAAUUUGCAAUUGCGUACGCUCGGACAUUCCCUAGGCCCUUGAGGAGAUUUUUCGAAUUCCUUGUUCUCUUAAAAGCAUUAGUGGCAUUCUUUGUUCUUGCAUAUAUACAUAUAGCAUUCUCAAGAACACCAACAACAUGCCUAAAUCAUAUAAAGGACUCUUGGCCGAGGGAUGGUAUAUUACGAGUAGAAAUUUUACGGAACCCAUCACAAGAUUAUACAAUUGAACAAAGUUAUGCAAAGGAGCGUAAAUUAAAAAAGGAUAAAGAUGAAAUUAAUUCAAUGUUAGGCAUGCUAGCAACAGAACGCUUCAUAAACAUUGAAUCAUCCACCAGCGAUGAUGUGGAAGACGAUGAAUACAUGCGAGACGGUACAGACUAUGGUAACAUUACGAGACUUCACGAUGACAGUGAAGACACAUCUAUAAACCAAGUUAUAGAAACAGGACAUAUAAAUACAAAAGCAGAGAACGAUAGAAAUGAGGAAGUUGAUCUGAACGCCACUAUAAUACCUGGAGAGGAAAUAGAACCUACUUCGUCUAUAUGGGAGGGAAUUAUGGGGUUAGUUGAAGAUAUCGACAGGGAUUCUAAAAUUGUUGAUGAAUCACUUGAUGAGGCAGCUUCCAAUGAUUCAUCCAAAGAUGACGAUUACAUCCUCGAGUACUCCCUGGAGUAUGGUUUCCUCCGUUUAUCUCCAAACGCGAGGCUACUCCUCAAGAUCCCCGUCAAGAUCGUCACCCUGGACCCGCAGAAGGACGAAUGCUUUGGGGACACCUUCUCAAGAUUCGUUCUUGAUGAGUUCCUGGGCUAUGAUGAUCUUCUGAUGGCAUCUAUCAAGUCACUUGCUGAACAAGAGGACAAUAAAGGCUAUUUGAGAAACGUGAUCACCGGUGAGCAUUACCGCUUCGUGUCGAUGCUGACAGCGCGUAGUUCAUACAUAGCCGCUUUCUUCAUUAUGCUCGUGUUUACUGUUUCUAUAUCGAUGCUCCUGCGCUACGCCCACCAUCAAAUAUUUGUUUUUAUUGUGGACCUGCUACAAAUGCUGGAGUUUAACGUCACGGUGUCGUUCCCGGCGGCACCGCUUCUUACAGUUAUAUUGGCGUUAGUUGGUAUGGAAGCCAUCAUGUCGGAGUUCUUCAACGACACCACCACUGCUUUCUACAUCAUCCUCAUAGUGUGGAUAGCAGACCAGUAUGAUGCUAUUUGCUGUCAUACUGCCAUCGCGAAACGACACUGGUUGAGAUUCUUCUACCUAUACCACUUCUCGUUCUACGCGUACCACUACCGCUUCAACGGACAGUACAGCAGUUUGGCUCUCGUCACCUCAUGGCUAUUCAUACAGCAUUCCAUGUUAUACUUCUUCCAUCACUACGAGUUGCCCGUGAUACUACAGCAAGCUCAACUGCAGCAGCUCCUAUUGCGUAGUCACCACGGUAUGGGUGGCAUGAUGGGGCUAGCUGGGAUAGCGGCUCUGGCGAGUGGAACUGCGUAUCACGAUGCCCCAGGAACUGGAACACAGGCUACACCACCAACCACACAGUCGACCACACAAACUGUACAGAACACCGUACAAUCCACCACGCAGACCUCACCCUCCGUGUCCACAGCUCAAACAAAUACCACUCACACGGGUGACGUCAUCACCUCUCGCAGUGUCACCACGGAAACGCACGCCACCGGCACUAACACUUCAGGAAUUGACAACGAAGACAGAGCAAUAGCCGCAUCCGACGAAAACAACAUGAACAGUUCAAACAAGACUACAAAUACUACGACCGACGCUGGCAUUCAAAUCGAAGAGAUCAGAAGAAAAACAUCUGACAGCGAUAUCAAUUUGAUUCGCAACAACACAAUCAUAAGCAGCCUCGAUGACGCUAAAAACUCCUCUAGAGGAGUGAACGAGGCUGAAGCUAACAGUGUUGGUACAGACGCGCCGAGUCUUGCGUUGGAUCGUCGGCGAAAAGUGAACGUGGGGGUCGGGGACGAUCCGGCUUCCACUACCGAAGAAAUGACUACGAGAAUCGCGCCCAGGGCUUCCCCGGAAGCCGAUGACCUAAUUUAGCAUCACUACCAUAUUACUAAUAAUUGCUUUGAAGACGUAUUUAGUUUACAGCUAUCUAUUUCACUUAGAAACAUUGAUAGAGACCAACCCGGGCUCAAUAGCAACGAAGUAAAAUGUAUAUCGAACGAGCCACUAUGACACCAAUAGGAAUUACGGAUAUAGGGAAUUUUUAUAUGAUUGCUAAAAUGAAUUGUUGAGUCAUACAGAGUAAA